AAGAUAAAUGUUUUUGAAACUGAUAGCUUCAAAACUGUAUGGUCUCACAAAGGUGAGGAGUACAGAGAUAAAAUGCAUGGUGCCUACUGUGAAACAUGAUGGUGGCAGUGUCCUUCUGUGGGGCUGCAUGAGUGCUGCUGGUGUCGGGGAGAUGCAUUUCAUUGAUAGCAUCAUGAAUUCACAGAUAUACUACUCUAUAUUAAAAGAGAAGAUACUACCGUCACUACAUGCCCUUGGUCGUCGUGUACUUUUCCAAUGUGACAAUGAUCCAAAACACACAUCUAAGGCCACUGUUACAUUUCUG
Staurois parvus is the source of this 304-nucleotide messenger RNA. NCBI's taxonomy places the organism in Eukaryota, Metazoa, Chordata, Amphibia, Anura, Ranidae. The record is from the annotation of a GenBank genome assembly.